Messenger RNA from Drosophila kikkawai, 6127 nucleotides. It is a transcript of the gene Remo, whose product is annotated as Remoulade. Gene Ontology annotation, cellular component: plasma membrane. Lineage: Eukaryota; Metazoa; Arthropoda; Insecta; Diptera; Drosophilidae. Gene Ontology annotation, molecular function: protein binding; G protein-coupled receptor activity. Gene Ontology annotation, biological process: cell surface receptor signaling pathway; G protein-coupled receptor signaling pathway. The record is from RefSeq and is a predicted model, not a curated record.
CAGUAGGGCAACACUGGCUCCAGUCUUUUUUUUGUUGUAAACUAUUUGCUGUGUGUGUGUUUUCUGUUGUUGUUUAUCAUGCAUUGGUUUGGAAAUUGUUAAUUAAAUGCGCGCCACCCGCGCCCGGCAUGUAAUCAAUCGAAUCCAUGAAUAUGGACGGCCAAAAGAACGCGGGGCGUGGAGAUCGUAGCAGCAGCAGCACCCGCCCCCCUCUGCUGGCGUCGCUGUCGCUGCUUUUGCUCCUUGCGCUGACUUCGACGGCGACAGAGACUGGUGGAGCAGGAGACGGAGCAGCCGCAGCAGCAGCAGCAGCAGCAGCGGGUCAGGUGCAGAAUCCGGAUGGCCAAGUUCCGGAAAGUGGAAUCUCAGCGUCCUCAGCCGCCGGAUGCCCGCGCAAGUGUAGCUGCAGGAACAUCUCGGAGAACAUACACAGCCUGCGUGUGCGCUGCGACGAGCAGCAGAUAGCCAGCUGGCGGGAACUGGACUUUGGCGAGGAUGUCGCCAGCAGCAUUGUGGGAAUCAACGCCAGCAAGAACGCCAUUGCGCACAUAGGCGUCGAGGACUUUAGGAACUUUACGGAGCUGAAACGCUUGGAUCUCUCCUUCAAUCUGCUAACCGAGCUGGACCGGGAGACCUUCGGCGACAGCCUGGCCCAUGUGGAGAAGCUGAAGCUGGCGGGGAACGCCAUCAGCCACAUAUACGAGGGCACCUUCGAUCAAAUGCCCAAGCUUAAGCAGCUCGAUCUGAGCGGAAAUCCGCUGGCCUGCGACUGCGGCCUAAUCUGGCUGAUUGCCUGGUCGAGCGGCCGGGAUGUGCGCCUACAGCCGCCCCCCAAGUGCGAUUCACCGGUCAACUUUCGCGGGAUGCCGCUGAAGAAGCUGCGCGUGGGCAAGGACUUCCACUGCGAGACUCUGCUGCAGCCACUGCUGGAGCUGAUACCCAGCCAGAACCAGGUGGCUUUCGAGGGCGACGAGCUGCAGCUGAAGUGCUAUGCGCCGCGGGUGGCCAUCGGAGUGCCGCGGGAGAGCGAGGACCUGCCCACACGGGCCUAUGUCUUCUGGGGCUGGUCCGAGAAGAUUCGGGCCAGGAACUCCACCGAGGACAUUGUGUACCAGGAUCCCAGCAAGGUGUUCGAGGACGUUAGCCUGGAGACGCGCCACUCCACGGACUCGGGCAUCCUGCAGUCGAUCCUGCGCAUCGGCAGCCUGACGCAGAACCAUACGGGCAUGUGGGACUGCACGCUGCGCAGCCAGCAGGCGAACCUCUCGCAGGCCAUCGUCCUGCAUGUGGUGGCCAAGGGGACGCUGUACUGCGAGGCGCGGGUGGUGCACACCAACAAGGGCACCUACCACUGGCCGCGGACGAUGCGCGGCGAAACGGUGCUGCAGGAGUGCGUGGAGGAGCCCAGCGACGCCACCCAGGCCCGGCGAGCGUCCCACGAGUGCGGGCCGUCGGGGGACUGGCUCAAUCUAGACACCGAGAGCUGCGUGUAUGUCAGCGAGACGACGCGCAUCCUGGAGCAGUUCGCCAAGGUGAAUCUCACGCUGACCAAGGGCCAGAAUGCCCUGGAGAUAGCCCGCCGCCUGCACAACUUUACGCAGGCGCAGACGCAGCUGAACCGCAUCCGGGACCCCAUGGAUCUGGAGUACAUUGCCCGCACGCUGGUCAAGUACCUGGACCAGCUGGAGCAGCCGCAGCAGCAGCACGAGAUCAGCCACCUGCUGAUGGACAUCGUUUCGCAGCUGCUCAACCUUCCGUAUCACCUCUUCAGCGCCGCCCAGUCGGAGCAGGGCACGGGCCAGCGGCUGCUCCACGUGGUGGAAUCCUCCGCCAUGCGCCUGGCCCUGGCCAGCACCCAGGCGGAGCUGCUUCCGGCAGAAUUGGUCCCGUGGCGGGGCUCCCUCGCCCAGCAGCGCAAUCUCUUCGUCGAGUUCUUCAACAUCAGCGUGGAGGCCUUCGUGAGCCUGUCCUGCGUCUGGCUGGAGCAGAGUCCGCGGGGCUUCCAGUGCAACAGCGCCAACGACACGAUACCCAUGUACGAGCACGGCGACGUCGACGCCGCCAUCCAGCUGCCCUACAGCGUCAUCGGCAACAGCUCCCUCAGUGCCUCACGAAGCCUUCGCCUGCUCAUCUCGCUGCACAGGAACGGAAAGCUCCUGCCCAACCUGAGGGGCAGCCACAACGAGUCCCUGUCGUCGGCUGUGAUCGGCGUGCUGGCCUACAGCAGCGAGGGAGAACCGCUGCACUUGCGGUCAGUUGGCGACCUGGACCCGGAGGAGGAUGUGUACCAGCAGCGGGUCACGGUGAUGCUGCGGGCGCAUCCGUACCACAACCAGCUGAGUGCCCCGCAGCCGGCGUGGUGGGAUGCGGAAGAGCAGCGCUGGGAGUCGGGCGUUUGCCAGCAGCACUACCAGCACCGCACGCUCGUCAUGUUCAGCUGCAGCCGGACAGGCUACUUCGGCCUGCUGCAGCGGAGCCGCUAUCUCAACGAUUUUCGCAGCGAGGAGGCGGGCGCCAGGUUCCGCCACCCGCCGGCGGCCGUCUAUGCCGGCUGUGGCCUGCUCUUCGCGUGCUGCGCCUUCAACGCGGUCACCUUCGCCGUCUUUGGCCGGGCGGUGAGGAUCAACAGGGUGCAGCGGCAUGCGCUGGUCAACACCUGGCUGGCCCUGGGAGCUCUGGCGCUCGCCUUCUCGCUGGGCAUCUACCAGACGGCCAGCCAGCCGCAGUGCCGCCUGCUGGGCCUACUGAUGCACUACCUCGGCUUGUGCGUCCUGCUCUGGGUGUGCGUCAGCCUCAGUAGCAUGUAUAAACGGCUGACCAAGACGACGACGACGACGGCAUCGGGCCAGGGACAGGGCCAGGAGCUGGAGCCCCAGCGGGAGAGGGAGCGAAAGCCCAUCCUUGGCAUUUACCUGGUCGGCUGGGGUAUCGCCUUCCUGAUCUGCGGCAUCAGCAGCGCCGUGAACCUGGCCGAGUACGCCGCCUACGACUUCUGCUUCCUGCACAGCGCCACCACGCUGAACGCCCUCCUCGUCCCGGCCGUCAUCCUCGUGAUCUUCUGCGGCAUCCUGGCCCUAUGCAUCUACUACCAGCUGAGCCAGCAGGCGGUGAACGUGCUCCAACUGCAGCAGCACCAGCAGCACCAUCAUCAUCGUCAGUACUCGGACAACAAUACGCAGGCCACGGAGCACAUCGAUUUGGACUGGCUGGACGCGAAUGGCAGUGCCACGACGGCGGCCAUUGGCCAUCCCGGCGGCCGCAAGGAGCACGAUCACAUGCAAGAGCAGUAUAGCACGCUGAGCAAUCCGCUGAGCAGCAUAGUGGACGACUUCGAGCGCUCAAAUCUCUCCCACUUGCGCGGCCACUUCAUCUUCCUGGUGCUGUACGCCGGCGCCUGGCUAUCGGCCGCCGGCUACGUCAGCAGUGGCCAGGACCUGUACGUGAUCUCCUUCGCCGGCUGCUGCUCCUGCCUGGGCAUUUUCCUGCUGAUCUUCUACAACCUCAGCCGGAACGAUGCCCGACAGGCCUGGUCGCAGGGCAGAGACGGCCGGAGCGGCGCCAGCUGCAGGCCCAUUAAACUGGUGACCUACAACAAUGGCAGCCAGGCAAGGAGCAGCCAUCCCGGACCCGGCACAGCCAUGAUCAGUAACUCGAUAGUGGCCUACAAGGCGAAUCCCGGACCCGGGAGCCUCUACGAGGCCAAUAACUCGGCGGGCUCGCGCUCGAACAGUCAGUGCUCGCGGAGCAUGCGCAGCCAGGCCCGCAGCCAGACGAGGAGCCAGCAGGAGCAGCUGCUGCAGGCCAACGGUGCGGGCGGCAUGACCAUCAUCAACAACACCAGCGCCCACGGCGGCCAGCAGGGAGCGCAGGGCGGAGUCGCAGCAGCAGCAGCACCUGCCACAGCAUCCGGCUCGGGCAGCGUGGUGCCGCCGCACAGCCUGAACGCGCUGCUCCAUGGCUCCAGCCACGACCUAAUACCCUCGGCGGAGAUUUUCUACAACCCCAACCAAAUCAACGUGGCGCGCAAGUUCUUUAAGAAGCAGAAGCGCUUGGCCAAGCGCAACAACUUCGAGCUGCAGCGCCAGACGAUGCCGCAGAUGCAGCUCCAGAUGCAGAUGCAAAUGCAGCUCCACAGCCAGCACAGCCUGAGCGACGCCAGCUCGGAGCAGCUGUACAGCAGGCACCACAACGCCAUGACCCUGCUGGCCGGUGGCAGUAAGGUGAACAACACCAAUCUCCACUACAAGAACCAUGGAUCGCCGACGGCGAUGACGCCCAAGGAGAGCGGCGCCGAAUCGCUGCAGUUUAAGCGCUUUGUCCCCGCCAGUGCCUCGUCGGCCACGAAGAUCAUGCAGGCGAACAUUUACACCAACAUCCCGGAGACGCUGACGCCGCAGCACGAGGUGAUCAAGCUGAGGGCGAAUGGACGCACCAGGACGCCUUCGCUGCUCGACGAAACGCUGCACGAGCAGGAUGACGACGACGAGGAGGAGGAGGAGGAGCAGGAACAGGCGGCAGCUGCAGCCACGGCCGAGGAGCCAGAGCAGGAGAUGGAAGAGGAGGAUGCCAGCUCCCUGGACGAGCACGCUCCACUGUAUGCCAACACCUUGCCGCCGGCCAGCGGAAUGAGCAGCCUGUUCCGCAGCCGAGGCCCAACGUCCACCCACCAGCAACCCAUCAGUUCCACGCCCGUGAAGCAGCCCAGCCUGGAGGCCAUGAACAGCCUGGGCUUGCCGGAAGUCAGCCUCGAGGAGCCGUUGCUUCAGGUGCACGAGAUAUACGUGUCCAACUCAUUGCAGGUGACCACCAACAACAGCAUCGAGCUGGACGACGACUUUCCCAGUGUCCUCAUCCGCUUCAGCCAGCAGCAGCAGUCCAAGUCCCUGAACAACAUCAGCGAAAUGCUGGCAGGCGGCGCAGCCAGCGGAGAAGCCAGUGGCAAGUCGCCGGAACUGGACGAUGCGGUUGUCCCUGAGGAGUCCAGUCAGGAGGCCAGCACCCUAGAGGAGCAGCAGCUGCGGCAAGCCUACUCCUGCUCCAGCAACAAUCUCUGCCCGUUAAAGACGUCGACGCACCAUCCAUCGGCGAUGGCGGAAACGGAAACAGAAACGGAGGACGACGGCCGCCUUCUGUCCGGCAGCCCCACCAAUGAGAGCGAUCUGAACUACCAGAACUCGGAGAUUAGCAUUCGCAGCCACGGCCUGUACGCUCCUCAGGCGGACAACGACCUAAACUUGACCCUGACCGACGACUUUCGCUGCUACCAAUCCUCGAAUGCCAGCGACGCCGAUGUGGACGUCCUGAACGAGUUUGACGAUGAGUUUGUGGCCGCCACGAGUGGCGACAGGGUCGCCGGGGAUGCGGAGCAGGAGCAUCACCACCAUGAGCACGACCAGGACACCUCCAUCGAUGAGCUAUACGAGGCCAUCAAGUGUCGCAGUCCGCUGCGGAGCAAGCAGGAUCAGGUCGCUGAGCGCUUCGAAAGGGAACGGGAGCGAGAAAGAGAGAGGGAGCGGGAGAGGGAGAGGGACAGGGAGAAAGAAGCCAAGCCGCUGAGCAACUCUCACAUCGAGAAUCUCAACGAGACAAUCGAGGACGAUAGCAGCCAGAGCAGCGUGAUCUCGUACAUCGAUCCAAGGGCCGCCAACGACCCGCAGCGUCCCUUUCCCAGCUAGCUCAUGCACACCUUAGUUGUAUAUAGAACAUAUACAGCAGCAGAUCGGUCCACACCCAAUGUAUUCCCCUGCCCACCAAUAUGUAUACUUAUAGUAUAUAUGUGGAGUGCACACUUGUAGGUUCGCCCACUCAGAGCUCCCCACAUAAACAGAACUUGUAAUUAUAGUAAGGCCCCUCUAUUUAUUAUGAUUAGUAUUAUCCCAUUGAGAGCUCGCCCAGUCGUCGCAGGAUAUUAACCACCAGGGACGCAGACGCAAAAGAUAGAGAGCUGGUCACUAGGCUAGAAUCGUUUCCCAUUUCAUCACAACGCAUAAGCAUAACGCAUAGGAGUAGACACCUACCCAACCCCCUGAGCACAUUUGGAUAAGUUUUUAUUUUCGGAACAGCAAACUGCAUUUAAAUGUAGGCUAAGUUUAUAAUUAGAUAUAAAUAAAUUAAAUGUUCACAUAAA